Peronospora farinosa is the source of this 2220-nucleotide messenger RNA. The record is from the annotation of a GenBank genome assembly. Lineage: Eukaryota; Oomycota; Peronosporomycetes; Peronosporales; Peronosporaceae.
AUGGUAGUUACGCGACUGUAUCGAAAGAGGAUGCAGCCAUCUCAACACUUUGUUCGCUCUAUAUCCAUUCUAUCCACGUCUCCUCCAUCUGCUUUAUCAAUACAAGGCUCUGAAUCGCCAUCCAAUCCUUCUAAUCCCGGCUCAUUCAAGACUCUCGCACGUACAUUUUCAGCCAUUGAGGAAGUGAAAAACUCACGUGUAGCCAGUGUACAACUGCUGGCCAAUGGGUAUCGCCAACUCCUGGCCCUUCCGACGUCUCAGGAGCUGGCGAGUGCCUUGUACCUCACGGCAUCGCAGCUGGCGCCGUCAUAUGAAGGCGUGGAGCUUCAAUUUGGAGCUAAGAGGUUCGUUAACUUUUUGAAGCAAUUGGAUGUGCAGCGGGAAGAAGAUUCGACGAUGGAGAAGUUGUUGGCGAUGUAUCCGGACUACGGACAGGCUACUCAAGCUUUGCUGGACAGUGGACGUAUUGUAAUCCCAGUGCUAGGAGAAAACGAAACGCUGCUGAGUAUCCAGACGGUGUAUGAACACUUGAUGACAAUUGCAAAGGAUGAAGGAGCUGGUGGAGUUGCUAGAAAGCAGCAACUGGCACUGAGACUACUUCAGAGAUGCAGGUGCACCGAAGAACGAGUUUUUCUGGUUCGAAUGCUAGCGCAUCAAAAUCUGCGCAUUGGAAUGGGUGAAAAGUCGAUUCUUUCGGCACUUGCAAUGGCCAGCGCUCCGUCAAUUGGAGAAAGUACUCAAAGCCAAGACGUUACUGCACUCUUUGCUAAAGACAAGAGUUGGGUGGACUGCGUGACACUGGCAUACGCUCAACAUCCCAACUACCGUGUUCUGGCCAAACUACUGCAUGCCAGUCAGCACAUCAAUGAUAUAGGGCGAAGGAUUGAAUGGAUGCACAACAAAGCUCGCCCCGUGACGGGUGUACCAGUGCUGACAAUGUCUGCUUACCCCGUAUCCAGCGUCGCGGCGGUUUUGGACCGUAUCGGCAAGUCAACCAGUCGCACAGCCACCUGCGAAUACAAAUACGAUGGUGCUCGUGUUCAGGUGCACUUGUCAAUGCCAGACAACAGCAACAGCACAUACUCUAUUAGACGCAUUUUUAGCCGUAAUAUGGAGGACGUCACUGAGCGAUUUUCGUCCUUGUUGAACGUGUUGGAAAAGCGCGUGACAGCUCGCAACUCAAGUGCACAAGGGUCAACCUAUGGGAGAUCAUUGAUUGUGGAGGGAGAAGUCGUUGCGCUGGACCGGCAGUCCGGAACAUUUCGUCCAUUCCAAGUGCUGCAGACGAAAACUACGACUGAGUUCUGUCUGUUUUUAUUCGAUCUGCUCGCUGUCAAUGGCACUAAUCUUCUUCAGAAACCUCUUCGUAAGCGACGAGCCUUAUUGCACAAUCUGCUUGAGGAAGAAUCUGGAUACGUCGAGUUUGUGAAGCACGUCGAUAUUAGCUUGGCAUUUUGUGAAAGUGUGCCUAUUGAAGAGGAUGCUACCAAAAGGGUGGAUGCCGAAACAACUCAUGUAGCAACCCUUGUACGGAAUUGUCUCGAAAAAGCAGUGGCCUCUGGGUGUGAGGGAUUAAUGGUCAAGGCACUAGACGACACAGACUCUGAGUAUAAAGCCGGUCGCCGAUCGUUUUCUUGGAUGAAACUCAAGCACGACUACUUGUUGGACGAGCCCACUACAACAAGCCAAAGGAAAUCUGGUAGAGGAAAUGGAACAUUUCUCGGCGAUACGCUGGAUCUGGUUCCCAUUGGCGCAUUUUAUGGCAAGGGCCGGCGUGCAGGAGUGUAUGGAUCGUUCCUCAUGGCAACGUACAGCACCAGAAGCGGCAAAUUCGAGACUAUCGGGAAGGUAGGAACGGGCUUUACUGACGCACACCUUACGGAAGUCGCAGCACGUCUUCAGAAACAAGUUUUACCUGCAACGAAUGACGUGCCAGAGCAAUAUCAAUGCUACAGCACUCGAAGUCGCCAUCCUGAUGUUUGGCUCUCGCCGACGGAAGUGUGGGAGAUCAAAGCCACUCAGCUGACGAAAUCUCCUUCAUACACGUGCGGCGCUGUCGACUCGGCUGGCGUUGCGGCUGCAUCAACUCCUCGAAAAGGACUAGCGCUUCGAUUUCCUCGAUUUGUUCGGUAUCGACCCGAUAAGAAACCUUUGCAAGCAACGGAAAGUGAACAAGUCGUAGAGCUCUACCGACAGCAGCAACAAAAAGUUCCUCACUAG